AGCAAUGCCAAGUUAUAUUUCAGUCCAGCCAAUUCAAUAGGACGUUUGUUAGGAUUUAGUGAUAAAUGAGUUGUAGAAGCCAAUAAGGAGGCUAAAGGUGAUUUACAGUACAAAUCAAAAGACCUAAUGUACUGCUUAUAAAGUGUAACAUUGUGGGUGGAUCCUAUUCGAAUGAGUUCAAGGAUCAUGUGAUCUACAAGUUUUACCCAGAUGUUGAUCCAAGGGUAUUAAAUGAUUGUAACUGUGCAGAAUGUGAUCUAUUUACCUGUCGAUGUCAAGCAGAUUGCUAGUAUUCCAUUGGAGGUCGUUGAUGAGAACGGACAUCUGAUAAAUAAUAGAGGUGAGGAGAUUAAUAUUACUCUGCAUUUGAGGCAGUGUAAGUUAGAUGAUGCUAUUAUUCUCAAAGUGGAAUAGGGGAUUGGAUGAAGAGGUGGCAAUGUCUCCCAUGGAGGGCAGUCCAGAACCUGGAAAAAUAGAUAAAAGGAGUGCAAAUGCAAAACAUGUCAUUUGACAUUCAACCUCUGUGAGGUUAACAUCAAGAAGCAUCAACUAUCUAAAGGGAAGAGGCUGUGAAGUGAGACAACAUUAGCAAUGGGAGUUUUGGAUGUGACAAGGAAUAAGCCUUCAUUGGACACCAGUAUCAUUGGCUAUGAGUACCACUCUCAUGCCUCCUAUACCACAAGCUUCAAUGCCUAUGAUGAAUUGAGGAUACCAAUCCAGCAACAGGACAUUUACACACUGUCAUUCAAGAGCUAUCUACAUCUGGAGUAUACAGGGCUUGGAGCUUCCAACGCUGCUGUGGCUGGAACACCAUGUGUCUCUGGAUUCUUUGCCAAUCUGUUUUCAGAGAUACGUUAUGAAAUCAAUGGUGUGGAGGUGGACAGCAUACAUAAUCCAGGUAUCACCAGUCUGAUGAAGAAUGCUAUGACAUUUGAGCGAGAUGAACGCAACAAGAUGGAAGCGGCCAGCUACAAGUUUAGCUCAACCACUGGUUUUGCCAAUUUUUCUGCGGAUAGUACAAAAAUGGAUGUUCCUCUACGAUACCUGCUGGGCUUUGCCAGAGACUAUAGACAGAUUCUGCUGAAUGUGAAACAAGAGCUGGUGUUGAGAUGUAGCCCUAAUUUCAAUGACUGUGUGAGUGUUGCUGGUGCUAAUGUUACAAUCACAAAGCUUUUUUGGAUAAUGCCAUAUUUAGAAGUGGCUGAUGAUCAAUAUCAGCUGGGAACUCUAUGAUGAUGAAUGGUUGACCACAUGGUUUCUGUUAUCACUGUAAUUCCAACUAGGUACUGUAAAACUUGGCAAUUGUUACA
Molecule: messenger RNA, 1310 nt
Organism: Nilaparvata lugens (brown planthopper)
Lineage: Eukaryota; Metazoa; Arthropoda; Insecta; Hemiptera; Delphacidae
Exons: 2
Coding region: 592-1233 (213 amino acids)
Source: RefSeq, a predicted model, not a curated record